UCGCAAGUACACGGCAGAUGCUCGUUUCACCGUGCUAAUCGGGCAGUAUACAGUUCCUGUGAAGACGGCAGCUCGAAAGCACAAUCCCUUGCGCUCUCAUCGACUGCGGAACAUGAACUUUCCCUCCGGUGCCUACGCUCAUGGCUGCAUUGACCACGAGAUAUUCUGCUGGUGAAGCGACACGAGGACUAUAAUUACCUGUCAAGCUACCCGCAGCCCGGGCGUGCAGAGCACGCUCUUUCACAGGACGACGCCAGAUUGGCCCGCCUUGGCUCGCAGUGUUGGUGUCAUGCAUUGCUUUCGGUUUCAGGAUGAGAAAGGCUGAUGUGAGAGAGCUGUGACUUCGGUGUUCAUGUUGCCCUGCCCACGGCUUGCUUGCAAUGGAGAGAGACGUUGCACGAUCACGCGCCUGAAUCUCUAUUGCUGCACUUCACUGCAUGAGGAGCGUUAUGUCCGCGGACUUGGCAAGCCGCAUGGCUUGGUCAUUCUUGGCCGCAGCAGAAGGAUCAACACUUGUGCAGCAAACGAGUUCAUAGGGGCUUGCACAGCCUUGAUGUCCAAGGCCGGACUCGUCAUCGACACUCCUUUGCCACCAGUAUUGCAUGCACGCACAUGUUCUUCUCUGGGAAUAUAUGAGACAGACGUGCUGCCAACAUGGAUUCCUAGUAGUCCCUCUGUAGUCCGGAAAGACACAAGAUGAGGUUCCCGGCAGCAUCAACAGCCGUUUUAGCGACAGCAGCGCUUGGCGUUGAAGGAAUCCACUUCUCGAAACGAUCCGGAAGUGAGGCGAGAGUGGUUCACCAGCACAUUCGAAGAAGGGAAGUGGCAAAUCCCGUGGCCAACGAUCGAAGGAGAUGGCAUACGAAACGACAGUCGGGGACCGUGAACGUUCCAUUACAGAACGAAGUCCUUCUGUAUUACAUGAACAUCACAGUUGGAACUCCAGAGCAACAAUUCAGAGUCCACAUCGACACUGGCAGCUCGGACUUAUGGCUCAACACAGCCAGCAGUGCAUACUGCUCAUCCAUAUCAGAACCAUGUCGAGGUGGGACGUACGAUGCCAAUAGCUCGAGUACAUACUCGUACGUCAAUUCUGGCUUCGAGAUCGCUUAUCUUGACGGGUCAGAAUCGGAAGGCGAUUAUGUUACAGACACGGUGCGCUUUGAGGGAGUUUCAUUAUUGGACCAGCAAUUCGGGGUGGGAUACAUCUCGUCAACCGAGGACGGUAUUCUGGGCAUUGGCUACGUCUCCAAUGUGGCAUCAGCAACUUCACAAGGGGAAGGGAUAUACAGCAAUGUUCCGACCAGCCUUUUGAACUCUGGUUAUAUAAGUACUCUGGCUUAUUCUAUGUGGUUGAACGAUUUGGAUGCCGCUGAAGGAGACCUCUUGUUCGGAGGUGUCAACACGGAGAAGUACCAAGGAGAACUGGAGACGAUUGGCGUUGUUCCAUAUGAAGAUGGCGUGUACCGUUCACUUACGAUCCCACUUGCUAGUGUUCAAGUCACAGGGAGUGAGUCGUCCAUCCCUCGCGGCGAAGAGAUUUUUGUUGCGCUCGACUCUGGAUCCAGCCUAACAUACUUGCCUUUCGACCUGACUAUCAGCAUCUACAAUGCGCUUGGUGCACGUUACAGCAGGACCGAGCAAGUCGCAUUUAUUGAGUGUGACAGAGCAGACGAUGCUGCGACACUGGACUUUCAAUUCACCGACCAAAAGACGAUACAGGUCCCUUUCAACGAGUUGGUCAUUCCUUACUCUCGCAACCUAUGUGUCCUGGGCAUACUGCCGUCUGAUGAGCUUUAUAUUCUUGGCGACACUUUCCUUCGAUCAGCAUACGUUGUCUACGAUCUCGCGCGCAACGAGAUAUCUCUUGCUCAGACCGUCUUCAACAGUACCGAGGAUAACAUUAUCGAGCUGACAAACAGUACCCAAGUGCCGACCGAGGCUGGGAAUGGGGGAGAGACGAUUGCAGCAACGGCAGAGGGCGCGGAAAAUACUGGAUCGCCAGGGGGUGUAGGAGGAGGAGGAUCUGAGUCCGUAGAUCAAUCAUUCGGGGUCAGCCUGCGUGUCUCCGGAUUGGCAUUGAUUGGGGCUUUUAUCAGCGGCAUACUUCUUACAUCGUAGGUCUUUGUUGGUAGCACUCAAGCACUGGCAUAGCAUACAUAAUGACAUAUAUGUUG
This is a messenger RNA of Sphaerulina musiva SO2202, 2177 nucleotides long. Its product is annotated as acid protease. The coding region runs from base 697 to 2121 and encodes 474 amino acids. The transcript has 2 exons. The record is from RefSeq and is a predicted model, not a curated record. Gene Ontology annotation, molecular function: aspartic-type endopeptidase activity. NCBI's taxonomy places the organism in Eukaryota, Fungi, Ascomycota, Dothideomycetes, Mycosphaerellales, Mycosphaerellaceae. Gene Ontology annotation, biological process: proteolysis.